Molecule: messenger RNA, 441 nt
Organism: Macrosiphum euphorbiae (potato aphid)
Lineage: Eukaryota; Metazoa; Arthropoda; Insecta; Hemiptera; Aphididae
Source: the annotation of a GenBank genome assembly
AUGACAGCUCUUAGUUUUAAAAAAAUAUUUGAAAUACUUGAACCAUUAACCCGUACAUUACAAGCUCGUGACAUAGAUAUUUUAGCAGCGAUGUAUUUAGUUAAUAGUGCUAAAGAGUCCAUAGUGGCACUGAGAACUGAAGAAACAUUUGAAAAUAUUUUUAUAUUAGCUAAAGAAUUUGAUGAUAAGUAUGAGAAUGAGGAAUUUGAGCUAUUGCGGACAACAAAAAAACGUAAAGUUAGAAAAAUGGAUGGGGAAUUAUGUAGUGAUGAAGUUGAACAAAAUCCUAUUCAAAAGUUUAAGGUAGAUACUUAUUUUGUAGCAUUAGAUAUUAUUAAGACACAAAUUAGUCAAAGAUUUACUAAUAAAACUAUUGAAGUAAUGAAAGAUUUUGCUUUAUUAUCAAUCAAACGUAUAAAAGCAUUAAAAAAAAAACCCUAA